This is a messenger RNA of Nannizzia gypsea CBS 118893, 1257 nucleotides long. RefSeq lists its product as hypothetical. The transcript is spliced from 3 exons. Gene Ontology annotation, biological process: biosynthetic process. The coding region runs from base 1 to 1257 and encodes 418 amino acids. The record is from RefSeq and is a predicted model, not a curated record. NCBI's taxonomy places the organism in Eukaryota, Fungi, Ascomycota, Eurotiomycetes, Onygenales, Arthrodermataceae. Gene Ontology annotation, molecular function: catalytic activity; pyridoxal phosphate binding.
AUGGCCGAGAUUGAUUGUCUCGCCGUUGAUCGAUGGAUUGAAACUAAAGCUACAGGAGCCAAAUAUGAUCUCUCCAGCUCCUGCGCAAAGCCCAUGUCGAUAGAGGGCCUAAAAGAGCUUUCUGAGGAUAAGUCAGAGUCCAACAAGGGCCCCUUGCCGGCGGAGCUUCUGUCCAGAUGUCUCGGGUACGGCGAGAUGGCGGGCUCCAAGGCGCUGCGGUCGACCCUGGCUGGCUUGUAUUCCGUCAAGACACCUCUACCGCUGCCAAUUGAUAAUGUUACUAUUACCAGCGGCGCUUCUCCGGCUAAUUACUUAGUCUUCCAGGCACUGUGCAAGCCGGGAGAUCAUGUCAUCGUUCAUUAUCCAACUUACCAACUGCUGUAUGCCGUGCCACAGACUCUAGGAGCGGACGUCAGCUUAUGGCAAUCGAAAGAAGAUGAUAACUGGAAGCUCGAUGUCGAAGAGUUGAAAACUCUCAUCAAGCCUAAUACUAAGAUGAUUGUCAUAAAUAACCCGCAAAACCCCACGGGUGCAAUCAUCCCGCGAUCAACAUUGAUGGAAAUCAUUGCUGUGGCCAGGGAACACUCGAUAGUGGUCUUUAGUGAUGAAAUUUUCAGGCCAUUAUUUCAUUCCAUCCACCCUGGAGAUAAGGAGUUCCCGCCUUCAGCACUCUCGCUAGGUUACGAUGAUGUUAUAGUGACCGGAUCAAUGUCUAAAGUCUACUCGCUGCCGGGUAUUCGCGUUGGCUGGAUCGCAUCUCGCAGUAGGGGGCUCAUCGACAAGUGCACGAGACUGCGAGCGUACACGACUCUAUCCGUCAGCCAGCUUGACGAAGCGGUAGCUGCAUAUGCCCUGGACAGCCACUGCUUGCAUGCACUGCUGAAGCAGAACACAGACCUCGCACGAGAGAACCUCGCACUUCUUGAGUCGUUUAUAGACAAGCACAAGUGGGCCUGCGACUGGGUUAGGCCAGUUGCUAGCAGCGUUGCAUUCGUCAAGUUCUCGAAGAUGGGGAAGCCUGUGGAUGAUCUCGAACUCUGCCAUCAGCUUCUCCAGAAGAAAGGUGUACUGCUGGUUCCUGGGUCACAGGGGUUUGGGUCAAACAGCUUGUUUGCAGGAUACGUUCGUAUUGGGUACGCCAUUGAUAAAGAAGAGUUUAAGAGUGGGUUGGCUUUGUUGAAGGAAUUCAUGGAGGAGGAUUAUGAGAAGGUCCCGCUGGUGGGCGAACGCUUGCAAUACGAUAGAAUCUUUGGUUAG